This is a messenger RNA of Sycon ciliatum, 2080 nucleotides long. RefSeq names its product disheveled-associated activator of morphogenesis 1-like. The transcript is spliced from 14 exons. The coding region runs from base 1 to 1695 and encodes 564 amino acids. The record is from RefSeq and is a predicted model, not a curated record. NCBI's taxonomy places the organism in Eukaryota, Metazoa, Porifera, Calcarea, Leucosolenida, Sycettidae.
AUGUCUCUGCCGAUGCAACGGCAACAGGACUCGGCGGGCGGGGCACCACCGCCAGCACCCGCACCACCGCCAGUUGCGCCUAACCUGCCCGGAUCGCCGUCGAUAGGCAACGUGCAGGCGGGAAGUGCCGUGCCACCGGGCAUGAACAAGCUGCGUCAGGUGACACCGGGUAUCAAGCUACGCCCGCUGCAUUGGACACGUGUGCCCAACCAAAGGUUGACAGAGUCUAUAUGGAAAGCAGCUGACGAUCGGAUCAACCUCAUCAAUGGCCAGCAGUUGAAGCAGUACUUUGCGUCAACCAUGGUCGUCAAGCAGGCAGCCUCAACUUUCCUUGGCAGCAAAAACAAUGACCUCAUCAUGGACAACGACAAGGCACGAAUUGUUGGCAUCUUCCUGAGCAGUGGCAAGAUGGCCGUGAAGGACAUUGCACAUCGUCUGCUGGAUACUGAUACAUCCACACGGCUAACUCUUGACCAGAUCACCGCAUUACAAAGGAUCCAGCCGAGCAGUGAGGAGCGGAAAAAGUACGAAAAGGUUGGAAGUGUCAAUACCGACAUGCACUCUGUGGACGCUUUCAUGCUGGAGCUGUGCAAGAUCGACAACCUUCAUCAUUUCCUGGAGGUGCAGCAGCUUGUACAGGAAAUCCCACAUCAUCUCGCCAGUAUUCCUCCGCUGAUGGAUUUGAUGAUCUCAGCCUGUGAAGAAGUUUUCCACCCGGCCUUCAAGCGCAUGUUGGAGUACAUGCUGGCAGUUGGUAACUAUGUCAACUCGGGCACGCCCAGAGGAAACUGCUAUGGGUUCAAGAUAUCUUCUCUGGCACAGAUCUAUACAAUGAAAUCGCAAGUGAAGGGCUACACGGUGCUCAAUUACCUCAUCGACACUAUCUUUCCCCACGAGAAAGAACUCGAGAGGCUGCCCAGGAUAAUGGGCAAUGCCCGUGAUGCUGCAGGAUUGUCAAUGAGAGACGUUGCAAUGGACGUGACAAAACUCGAAUCGAGCUUGGACAGGAUUUUGUCUUGUGCCAAUCAAAUAAUGGCCGGAAAACCAUCGCCUGCUCAGCAAACCUUCUGCACCAAGAUUCUGAAAGUUGGCCAGACGUAUCGCGUCAUGACGUCCAAGCUGACGAAGAAGAGGGACAUGAUGGUGGCCAAACUGAUGAAGAUGGCGGUCUAUCUUGGAGAAGUGGCUGAUGAUGACCCAGCGGAGUUGUUCAUCCCUAUUGCGCAAUUUCUCUCGGAGCUUGAGACAGCAACAGAGAAAGCAGCUAAAGCAACAGCAACUCGAGCAGCAUCAGUAAAGAGCGCGAAGGCAACCGGUGGCAACGGUGAUGGAGUAGCCUCAGCCACAGUCUCACAAACUUCACUUCCGAGCGUUGGCCCUCAAAGCCAUGCCGUAUCGGCUAUCAAACCAACCCGGUCUGGCUGGAUGGACAAGCUGGGUACUGGUGCCGGUAUUGUCAAGAUCGACAAACGUUGGUUUGAACUGGACGACUCUGGCAGUAUCUAUUACUACAAGAAGGAGGGUGGCAAGCCUCUCGGCAGUGUCUACCUGCGCGGAAUGUCGCCGCCUCCAGCACUGGACGAGUCGCACACGGGAAUGAUCGUGUUCUUUGUGGAGGGCAAGAAGUGGCAGCUGGUCAGCAAAACGCGCGAGGAGGCCUCAGCCUGGCUGCGGGAUAUGCUCUACUACAAGUGAUUAUACAUGCCUCCUUCUCGCUCACUCAAUCUGUUUUUGAUCUUUUUACAUGUGAAUAUGCAUGCCUCGUUGAGUCAAGCAGUCUUUAAUACUGAACUACCCAAUGUACAUCAUAGCUGUCACGUUUGUCCCAAGUUAGUUUAUUUUCUAUGCAUGCGGCAUACCUUCUGUGUGUAGGACUAUCCAGAACAUCUUACUCUCUCUCUCAAAACAAAACUAUACAGACAUAAAGAUAUCAUCCCUUGAAUUCAACCAAGAAUUACAUGACAUUGUAGUAUACCAAGAGUCCAUCUGGGAUUGCCCUAAUAAAGUAUACUAUUAUUCGUUUUCUAAUAGCUAAUAGCAAUUAUUUCGUGUACAGUAAUAGCCCUCUUUAGAGGCGCAU